UCACCAGGGGGCAUGCACAUAGUAGUAAUACUAAUAAUAAUAAUAAUGUAUUUCAGGAAAGCCUGCUACGACGAGCCUCCAUCGUUUCAAGCACACGGCCGUGGUGUGAUGGAGAUGUGCGUUUAGGUUCAUGUGUCCGGCGGGUCUGCCCCUGGCUUUUUUUCUGGGGAAGAUCAUAUUGGAUCAUAUUGUUUGCAGGACGUUGUUCCUCCUGCAGCCCCCCCAGUCUAUCCCGACGUAGUUGUGAAUUGAACAUGGCGACUGUACCAGUAUAUUGCAUCUGCAGAUUACCUUACGACGUGACCCAGUUUAUGAUCGAGUGUGAUGCUUGCAAGGACUGGUUCCACGGCAGCUGUGUUGGGGUGGAUGAAGAUGAUGCUCCAGACAUUGACGUGUAUCACUGUCCAAACUGCGAGAAGAACCACGGCAAAUCCACAUUGAAAAAGAAAAAAAACUGGAGCAAACAUGACACGGGGCAAAGCACAGAUAUCAAAGCUGUUCAGAAUGGCAGUCAGGUUUUCAUAAAGGAGCUCCGCAGUAGGACCUUUCCAAGUGCUGAUGAUGUGCUGGUGAAGCUGAGCGGCAGUCAGCUGACCCUGGAUUACCUGGAGGAGGGCGGCUUCAACGAUCCGAUCCUGGUUCAGAAGAAGGACGGCCUGGGCAUGUCCAUGCCUGCUCCCACAUUCUACAUCAGCGAUGUGGAGAACUAUGUUGGUCCUGAUGUCGGCGUGGACGUCGUGGACGUCACCAAACAGACUGACAGCAAGAUGAAGCUCAAAGAGUUUGUGGAUUAUUACUACAGCACAAACAGAAAGAAAGUGUUAAAUGUCAUCAACCUGGAGUUCUCUGACGCAAGGAUGAAUAGUAUCGUGGAGAGUCCACAGAUUGUGCGACGAUUGUCGUGGGUAGAGAACUACUGGCCUGAUGACGCUCUGCUUGGGAAGCCCAAAGUCACCAAAUACUGUCUCAUCUGUGUCAAAGACAGCUACACAGACUUCCACAUUGAGUGCGGUGGCGCCUCCGUCUGGUACCACGUCCUAAAGGGAGAAAAGAUCUUCUUCCUCAUCAAACCCACGUCUGCCAACCUGUCUCUGUACGAGCGCUGGAGAUCAUCGUCCAAUCACAGCGAAAUGUUCUUUGCCGACCAGGUGGACAAGUGUUACAAAUGUACUCUGAAGCAAGGCCAGACUCUGUUCAUCCCAUCAGGUUGGAUCAAUGCAAUACUGACUCCGGUCGACUGCCUGGCCUUCUCUGGACACUUCGUCCACAACCUCAGUGUGGAGAUGCAGAUGAGAGCGUAUGAAAUCGAGAAGCGGCUAAAGGUCAAAACUCUCAACCCCUUCCCCAACUUUGAGACGGCGUGCUGGUACGUGGGACGACAUCUCCUCGAGCGAUUCAAAGGUUUACAUAAAGCAAAUAAGCAACCAGCCCCAUACCUGAUACAUGGUGCCAAAAUCAUCAAUGGAGCCUUCAGAGCUUGGACUAAAAAGCAGGCACUCUUGGAACAUGAAGACGAGCUUCCAGAGAACAUGAAACCAUCGCAGCUCAUUAAGGAUCUUGCCAAAGAGAUCAGACUGUCAGAGAAUGCAACAAAAGCCAUUAAGAGUGAGCCCAACGUGAAGGUACCGGUGGAGGAGCCCCCGUCCACCCACUCAGAGCCCGAAGAGCCCGUCUCCCCAGCCCAUGUCCCCUCGCCCAGCAGAGAGAAACCCAGAAAGAAAGCUUCCAAACCCCCCAAACCCCCCAAGCCUCCCAAACCCCCAAAGAUGCCCAAACCUCCGAAGGUGCCGAAGGUCAAGGAAGGAGGAAAGAAGAAAGCAAAGAAAGCAAAAGAGUCCUCGCCGCCUCCUAAACCCUCCAGCUUCGCAGCCCUUGAGUCCCAUGCGAAAGACAUCUUGAGUAAAAUGGACCAGCCGAAAAAGAUGAAGGCUGUUAAGAACGUCCUGAGCAUAACGGAGAAGGAAAUAUCGAAGCAGAACAACGUGGAGAAGUUUGAAAUCAGAGAGCAGAAUAAAAACAAGACUGAAGCAAAAUGGAAGUAUAAGAACAGUAAACCCGAUUCCCUGCUGAAAAUGGAGGAAGAGUGCAAAUUUGACAGAACGCCGCUGUUGGGCAAUAAGGACAGAUUCAGCUUUACUAUGUCUCACAAGAAAAUGCUUGGCUCCAAGACGCUGAAACCUCAGACCAACUCAAGUGUUUUUGGAUCAUUACAAAACCUAAAAGAGGACAAAACCAAACCAGUGAGAGACGAGUAUGAGUACGUCUCAGAUGAGGGGGAGCUGAAGAUUGACGAAUUCCCCAUCAGGCGGAAAAAGAACACCGUCAAGAGAGAUCUGUCCUUUUUGUCAGACAUCAAAGAACCCAUUCAGCCAGCCAAGAAACCAAAGUUCCAACCCUUGGUGACCAAGAGUGUGGACUCCUCAGAUGAAGAGACUCUGCACAUAGACACAGAGGCCAAGUCUGAAGUCAAAAGCCGCAACUCUAAGGUGAAGAAGAAGGGCAGCAGCGCUGCUGGGAUUCUUGACCUCCUGCAGGCGAGCAAGCAAGUGGGAGGGAUUGACUACAGCACCAACAGUCAGCCACCUGCAUCUCCCAGCACACAGGAGGCCAUUCAGGGCAUGCUGUCCAUGGCCAACCUGUCGUCUUCAGACAGCUUGCAGCAGCCGUGGAGCAACAGCCAGUCUAAAAGCAAUAGCCAGUCGAAGAGCAACUCUCACAGCACGCAGGGCGGCAAGAAGGCCAGCGGAGGAGCUGGUGGCGGCAACAGUAAGCGGCCCACCAAACGGCUCCCGAAGAAACCCAGGAAAAGCAGCAGUAUUGAGAGUCUGGAUUACGAUGACGACCAGGACCACAUGGACGCAUGUUUCAAGGACUCUGAUUAUGUCUACCCCUCGUUGGAAUCUGAAGAGGAUAAUCCUGUUUUCAAAUCCAGAUCGAAAAAACGGAAAAGUAGUGACGACACUCCAUACAGCCCGACAGCCCGUGUCGGGCCCUCAGUUCCUCGACAGGAGCGGCCGGCAAGAGACGGAGCCCGAGUGGCCUCCAUAGAAACGGGGCUGGCCGCAGCUGCAGCAAAGCUUUCUCAUCAGGAGGAGCAGCAGAAAACUAAGAAGAAGAAGAAAAGCACCAAAAAGAAGGCGAUUGUAAUUGAGGAGCCCCCGAAAAUCUCUCAGGACAGUAGCUCGCCGGAGCACAAUCUGGACUCCCAAGACGGCAGCUUGACGGACCACGAGUUCAACACUGGAACAGUCAAGUCGCCGGGAGGGCCACAGCCCAUGGCGCCGGGGGUUUUCCUCAGCCAGAGGCGGCCGUCAGUUUCUUCUCCCAACAACAGCACCAACUCCACGAGCACCAACAGCAGCAGCCUGGCCAAGGGGGAGCGGGGGGUGUCAGCAGACGCCAAAGCUAAGCGGCUAAAGAAAGGCAUGGCAACAGCCAAACAGAGACUUGGAAAGAUUUUAAAGAUCCAUCGAAAUGGAAAGCUCCUCCUGUAGCAUGCAGCAGAGCAGACUGCUGUCGGACUGGGAAUUCAUCCCCACCUCACUCUCACACCCCCCCUCCUCCCCCCCUCACUGAUUAAAGCCAACAAUGGAGAAAAAAAAGAGAAAAUCAUGCAUUUUCAAUUUCUAAGAAGAACAUCACUCAAAUAGGUUUUUGCCUCUACUUAUACUUUAUAACUUUCAGAUAUUAAAGUGUACAGAACCUACUAUAAAUAUUUUUUAAGAGAACAUGUCUCAUUUUACUACAGCUGUCAGUUUAUCAGGGGUUGCUAAAACAUGAAGUAGAAGUACAUUGCAGUCAUUCCAAGACUUUUUUGAAAGUAUCCCUUGCAUGUAUUCAGUUGCAUGUGCGCUUGGGUCAGGGUUGGGGGAUUUUUACAAAUUAAUUCCUACUAUAUGGAUGCAGCUUAUCAUUGCCAGCCAAGAUUCUCUGUGCAUCAACUUGAGCAUUUAUCUCUCUAUGUUAACACUUAGGUUCGCAGAGCACUGUCUAGCGGUGGUAUUUAUUUAUUUGUGUCGAGUCAUAAAUAGGAAGUGGGACUUCAACUGUAAAGCACAAAGUGAGUCAUGAGUACCGCUGUGUAUGAAACAGGAUGUUUGGACAUGAGAAGCGUAGGAUUUCUGUAGCUAAUGAUAAGCCUCAUCCAUGUCAGGUCUGCAGUUACAUGGGGAUACUUUCUCUCUUCUCUUGCUUUCACAGGCAGCACCUGUUUUUUUUACGGCUUCACGCAGUACAAUAUAUAGAAUGUAGCUUGUACAUAGCCUUUUAAAUUACUACUUUUUGUAUUCUUUCCCCUUAAGGUUUGAUUCUACAUUUUUACCGGUUUUGCUAAUUAUUAAUAAAUGAAUAAAAAUAUAUAUAUGGAUA
Perca flavescens (yellow perch) is the source of this 4368-nucleotide messenger RNA. RefSeq names its product PHD finger protein 2 (gene phf2). The transcript is spliced from 22 exons. The record is from RefSeq and is a predicted model, not a curated record. NCBI's taxonomy places the organism in Eukaryota, Metazoa, Chordata, Actinopteri, Perciformes, Percidae. The coding region runs from base 255 to 3494 and encodes 1079 amino acids.